Molecule: messenger RNA, 3838 nt
Organism: Ictidomys tridecemlineatus (thirteen-lined ground squirrel)
Lineage: Eukaryota; Metazoa; Chordata; Mammalia; Rodentia; Sciuridae
Source: RefSeq, a predicted model, not a curated record
UAAGCUUAGGUUUUAAUAUCAUUCUGAUUCCCUGUGAAUAUAAGCAAAGUCUUGAAUGAGACUCUUGUUCCUGUCACAGAAGUGCUGGCAGGUAACUAGACCUGGAGCAAAGAGGCAAGGACCUCACAUUCUCAGGAAAUAACCCCCACUCCAGGGCACACUGAGGGUUUUCCAAAGUACAGGGAGGAAUCCAUUAGUAGGACAAUAAUCAGUGUGGUAGAUCACACUUUUAAAAAGGAAGUAGAAUAGAAAUAAUAGGCAGCACUCUACAGUAGGGAGGUAUUGCUUCAGGAGGCUUCUCUUUAGUGGUGAGUGUGUGCUCAGGGUCAUAUUAGAAACUGGCUCUCACUGUGGAAAACUACCAGGAGCUGGCAGAACCAGGCCUCCCUGCAUCAUCAAGCAUUGCUGAAGAGCGGCAGGUACAGUCACAGACAGUCUGAAGAUGGACCUGGUGGGCACAAUCCUCCACCUGAGCUUCGUGCUUAUUAGACAUAUAAGCAUUUUCUCUUUUUUAGUUGCCAACAUAUAAAAAGUAGAAGACUCUCAUAGAAGAAUCCAGAUUCAUGACCUCUUAUGAAAAAUCAAGAUCUGGAGAAACUGGGUCCCCAUUCCAAUGGAGAAUGAUUGGAGCUGAGUAGUGCCCAUCCUGUCGCCUAGAAGAUGGCCUGCAGUUCACAUGUGCCCCAGUCUGCUUCACUUAUUUGCCUGUGUGAUCCCUGACAUAGAGGAAGAGCAAAGAAGACCGUGGUAUCCAAAGAAAUGGUCAUGAUGGGGAACUCUAUGGUGGAAAUAAAUGGGACUUAUUUAAGAGACUCAAACACCAUUGGCCAUUUGAAGAGCCACCCUUUUCAACUAACUUAUGAUGGAGGCUUCAGAGAAAUCAAACAGCAAGAAGGGUUCAAAGGAACAACAUCCUUACCAUCUCGUCUCGGAAGUGGAGGGGACCAGGGGAAGAGGCGCGCCAGGGCUUCCUCUUGCCCCAGCAGCUCCGACCUGAGCAGGCUGGAAACCAAAGCAGUCUCAAAAGCCAACUUGCAAGAAAAGGAUACCGAAAUAGAAGUAGAUGAAGUCUUUUGGAAUACAAGGAUCGUACCAAUUUUGCAUGAAUUAGAAAAGGAAGAGAACAUUGAAACAGUUUGUGCUGCUUGCACAGAACUUCAUCAUGCUUUAGAAGAAGGAAACAUGCUUGGAAAUAAAUUUAAGAGAAGAAGUAUUCUCCUGAAGACUCUGUAUAAACUAGUUGAUGUUGGUUCAGACUUGCUCAGCCUUAAACUUGCAAAAAUUAUCCUUGCACUAAAAGUGAGUAGAAAGAAUCUACUUAAUGUCUGCAAACUUAUAUUUAAAAUUAGCAGGAAUGAGAAGAACGAUUCACUGAUUCAAAAUGACAACAUCCUAGAAUCAUUAUUAGAGGUACUAAGAAGUGAAGAUCUGCAAACUAACAGUGAAGCUUUUUUAUACUGUAUGGGGACUAUUAAAUUUAUUUCCGGGAAUCCAAGAUUUCUUAAUGAAAUGAUCAGCAAAGGUGCCGUGGAAAUAUUGACAAAUUUGGUAAAGCAAAUAAAGGAGAACAUCAAGAAAUGUGAGACAUGUUUGCCUAAUUCAGGCCACUUGUUAGUCCAGGCAACUGCCACAUUAAGAAACUUGGUUGAUUCACCGCUAGCAAGAAGUAAGUUCUUGAGCAUCUGCACCCUUCCCCAGCUCUGCACAGUGAUGGAGCAGUACAUGGAUGACAAGGACGUCUGUACCAAUAUUGCCAGAAUAUUCAGCAAACUAACUACUUAUCGUGACGGCUGUGCAGCCUUGGCCAACUAUUCCAGAUGUUAUGCCUUAUUUUUGAAUCUGAUAAACAAAUACCAGAAUAAGCAGGAUCUAGUUAUUCGUAUUGUUUUUAUUCUUGGCAACCUGACAGCAAAGAAUAACCAGGCUCGGGAACACUUUUACAAAGAGAAAGGGAGCAUGGAGACACUGCUCUCAUUAUUCCAGACCUUCUACCAACUCGAUCUGCAUUCGCAGAGGCAGGCACCUCCAGGAGCCGAUCGGCCUGUCGCUCAGAGGCCACAAUCAGAGGUGGAGGACAUACUCAUCAAGCUGACCCGUGUGCUGGCCAACAUAGCCAUUCACCCGUGCAUUGGCCCAGCUCUGGCCACCAAUCCACAAGUCGUGGGCCUGCUGCUGACCACACUGGAAUACAAGUCCCUCGAUGAGUGUGAGGAGCUGGUGAUCAAUACUACAGCAACAAUCAACAAUUUGUCUUUCUACCAAGUGAAGAAUUCCAUAAUCCAAGACAAAAAGCUAUCUAUUGCUCAAUUGCUCUUAAACCUUCUUGUGAGUAACAACAUGGAUGGAAUCCUGGAAGCUGUGCGUGUUUUUGGAAAUCUCUCCCAAGACCACGACAUCUGUGAUUUCAUUGUGCAGAACAAUGUACAUAAAUUCAUGAUUGCGCUGCUGGAUGCUAAGCAUCAGGACAUUUGCUUUUCUGCCUGUGGUGUUCUCCUCAAUCUCACUGUGGAUAAAGACAAGCGGGUCAUCCUCAAAGAGGGAGGCGGCAUUAAAAAGUUGGUGGAUUGUUUAAGAGAUUUUGGUCCUACUGAUUGGCAGCUGGCCUGCUUGGUUUGCAAAACUUUAUGGAACUUCAGUGAGAAUAUCACAAAGGCUUCAUCGUGCUUUGGAGAUGAAGACACCAACACACUCCUAGUCCUGUUGUCAUCAUUUUUAAAUGAAGAACUAGCACUGGAUGGCAGUUUUGACCAAGACCUAAAAAACUAUCACAAACUCCACUGGGAAACAGAAUUCAAACCCGUGGCACAGCAGCUUCUAAACCGAAUUCAGAGUCACCACACCUUCCUGGAGCCCUUGCCUGUUCCCUCUUUCUAACACGACACAGAUUAACAAGAGAAAAACAGGAAGUCAGGUCUCCCUCAUUCUUAAGAAGUGGUAACAACUGUGAACAUUUUUCAGUAUUAACAAAUAUCGAAUGUUUUUUCAAAUACCAAUUUUAAUGAGUAGCCUGAACAUUUUAGAAAGAAAUAAGCAUUUCCUCUUGUUAGGUAUUAUAAAAAAAAUUCAUAUACAUGUUAUAUUUUCUGCUAUGAGAAAUGUGAGAUGAAAAAUAUAUGCAUUUUUAAGUAAAUAAUUUUUUCUUCUCUAUUAAAAAAUUUAGUGCUAGUCUUAAGAUCCCAAUUUAACAAUUUUGGAAUUCCAGUGCUCACCAGUUCAUUAAGUUAAAUGGACUAGGCAAUGGAGAUUGUUAAAUUUUGUCUAUGAAAAGAAUAGUGGUCAACAUGAAUGGAACAUGUUAUCAUAGAAAGCAUCUGUACUAAUUUUUAGUAUGUCUAAAAAUAAAUUUUCUGAUUAGGUACCAGUAUUUUUCUGUCCUCAUAUUAAGAGAAGGAAUAAAUAGGAAAAGCAGAGAAUAUUGCUUUGAACCAUCUACUCUUUAGUAAAUAAGUAAACUAGAGGAAAAAAGAAUAUUUUUCUCUUUUCAUUUGAAAUAAAAUGAUUUGAUUAGACACUACUUGUAACUCUGUGUCUAGAGAGUGGAUAGAAUGCAUUAGAAUGAGUGCAGGCUUAGGUUUAUGACAGUCCUAUUUGAAUCCUAGCACUCCCAGGCUAGCUGUGUGGACCUUGGGCAAGUAAGUUAAUUUCUUGGGUUUACAUUCUAAAUUAAGAACAAUAUCUAUUUAAAGUACAGUUUAGAAUAGACCAUCAAGUGGGACAAUUGCCCAGUCCAGUGCACAAUUUGCAGUAGGUGCUCACUAAGUUACAACAUUAUCAUGGCAAUUAGUCUGCCAUUCUUUGUAUGAUAAAUUUGACCUUUGAAUAAAUGACUAAAAGACAA